AUGUCAGGACCAAGUGCUCACUUCUAUCAAUUCAAUCCAUUUUCACCGUCGAAACACACCCUUAACACUGAUGAAGGAAUAAUAGACAUGGAUAUUUGGGGGCGAAUGGAAACGUCCUACUUAAACGACAGUACCUCCUUGACUCAUUGGGCUCAAAAUUACCCAUUCACAUAUAAUGGUUACCCAAUGACCAGCGUGAUGUUUCCUCGUCUACCAACAGUCGUGAAAUGGACUGAAUUGCCGAAACCUUUUGCCGAGUCGUAUUUCUGUGAUGCACGUCCUUAUUCCAAAGAUUAUGGCGGCUUUGACGCCAUCACCUUCGGAAACUUACUGCAAAUUCUGAAUUUCACACCCUACACCUUUCGUCCCGUCAACGAGUACGGCUACCAGCUCGACAACGGAACUUAUAUAGGCUCCAUUGGAGACGUCCUCUACUCCAAAGCAGGGUUCUCAUCAAACGGACGCUUUGUUCAGGAUUACGGAACAUCAGAGAUAGAAUUCAUGUAUCCAACUUUCUUCGACAAGUUCUGCAUAAUAGCACCAAAAGCCCAACAAAUCCCACAAUGGCUGGCAGUUUUCCGAUGCUUCAAUCCAUACGUUUGGACCCUCUUUCUAGUCUCCACCACAAUUCUAGGAUUUAUCUGGUACCUCUUCAAAAAAUGGACCUGUUACCUACACAAAAACAGGCUAAUUACCAAGAAAACUGACGAACUGAUAUCACCAUUGCACGAUACUAUCCCAGUAGCGAUCAUCGACAUGUGGCUGAUCAUGACAUCAGGAGUUCCAUCAAUAUUACCAUAUCACUCAGUGGAGAGACUGUUCAUGACGGGGUGCCUGCUUCUAAGCUUGACAAUCGGAGGAACAUUCCAAGGAUCUCUUACGACUUCAUACAGUACAAAAUCUUACUACGCCGACAUCCACACACUGAAGCAGCUCGAUGAGUCCGGACUGCCAAUCGGGACCUCAUCAAGAAAUCUAGCUAACAUUCUGGACAGUGAUAAUAAUCCUGUGCUCAACUCCUUGCAGAAAAAAUUCAUUAUUUCGUCAGUUCCAGUGAUCGAUCAAACUGCAUUCAAGAGGGACAUUUGUUGCAUUGAAAGAGCUUCUGAUAUUACAGUUAUAAUGACGACAACAUUUGAGCUCGCCGAUGGAUCAGCAUUACUCCAUGUCAUUGAAGAAUGCCCGCGAUCCUAUCACCUGGCUUUCAUCGUUCGGAAGGGAUGGCCCUUUUUAACUCGUUUCAACGAAAUUGUCAUGAGAUUUUCCGAAGCAGGUUUCCUGUUCUUGUGGUAUGAGCAGGCGGAAACAGCUAUUAUACUUUCAGAACGUAUCAAACGCCUCAAGGACCUCAAGGAUACCCUUCAGGCGUUCAGUUUGGAGGACAUGCAAACUGCCUUUUAUAUUUUGUUGAUUGGUUUGAUAUUUUGUACGAUUAUAUUUUUCUUUGAGUUGUGGCUAGGAAGGAGAAAGGAGGGAAUUAGGAUUAGAGAGAAAACUAAGGAAAUUGGUGAUGUGAUGUGUAAUGCUAUAAAGCCAAGGAAAGUGUUUUACAUAAACUAA
Molecule: messenger RNA, 1560 nt
Organism: Hermetia illucens (black soldier fly)
Lineage: Eukaryota; Metazoa; Arthropoda; Insecta; Diptera; Stratiomyidae
Exons: 5
Coding region: 1-1560 (519 amino acids)
Source: RefSeq, a predicted model, not a curated record